UGGGGAAAAAACGUAAUAAACAGUUCCUUCCACCUUUCAGCAGCCCAGAGAAAAUUUGCUCAUUCUCUGAGAGACUUUAAAUUUGAAUUCAUUGGUGAUGCAGAGACAGAUGAUGAAAGAUACAUAGAUGCAUCACUUCAUGAGUUUUCAAACUUUUUAAAAAACCUGGAAGAACAAAGAGAAAUUUUGGCACUCAGUGUUACUGAAACUCUGAUCAAACCUUUGGAAAGAUUUAGGAAAGAGCAGCUAGGAGCUGUAAAGGAGGAAAAGAAGAAGUUUGAUAAAGAGACAGAGAAGAACUACAGUUUGUUAGAAAAGCAUUUGAAUUUAUCAGCUAAGAAGAAAGAGCUACAAUUACAAGAGGCAGAUAACCAAGUGGAACAGAACAGAAAACACUUCUAUGAGCUGUCCCUCGAGUACGUGUGCAAGUUGCAAGAGAUACAGGAGCGGAAGAAAUUUGAGUGUGUGGAACCUGUGCUAUCAUUUUUUCAGGGGUUGUUCACUUUCUAUCAUCAGGGAUAUGAACUUGCUAAAGACUUCAAUCAUUACAAAAUGGCCCUGCAGAUAAAUAUACAAAAUACACGAAAUCGUUUUGAAGGAACAAGGUCAGAGGUAGAGGAGCUCAUGAACAAGAUCAGAAGAAAUCCGCAGGAACAUAAAAGAGCAAAUCACUUCACGAUGGAAGGCUAUCUCUACGUUCAGGAAAAAAGACCUGCUCCCUUUGGUUCCAGCUGGGUGAAGCACUAUUGCAUGUAUCGAAAAGAGACAAAGAAGUUCACCAUGAUUCCAUUUGAACACAGAUCAGGAGGGAAAGUCGGUGAUGAGGAGCUCUUUGUCCUUACAUACUGUACCAAAAGAAAUACAGAUACUAUAGACAGGCGAUUCUGUUUUGACAUAGAAGCUUCAGACAGACCUGGAGUUCCUGUGACCAUGCAGGCAUUUUCUGAGGAAGAUAGGAAGCUGUGGAUGGAAGCCUUGGAUGGAAAAGAAGCUCUGUUCGUCAAUUUGAAUAGAGCAAAUGCAAAACAAGAGGCAAGUGCACAAUUGGAUAAGAUAGGGUUUACCAUCAUCAAAAAGUGCAUCAAUGCUGUUGAAAUACGAGGUAUAAAUGACCAAGGCUUGUACAGAGUUGUGGGGGUGAGUUCAAAGGUCCAGAGACUUCUGAGUUUGUUGAUGGAUGCAAAAACCUGCAAUGAAGUUGACCUGGAAAACUCUGUAGAUUGGGAAGUGAAGACAAUUACUAGUGCUAUGAAGCAGUAUCUGCGAAGCCUUCCAGAGCCACUGAUGACAUAUGAGUUGCAUGGAGAAUUCAUCGUUCCUGCCAAAAGUGGGAGUCCUGAGUCUCGAGUUAAUGCUGUUCACUUCUUGGUCCAUAAACUCCCAGAAAAGAACAAAGAGAUGCUGGAAAUUUUGGUGAAACAUUUAGCAAAUGUUUCAAAGCAUGCCAAGAGGAAUUUAAUGACUGUGGCAAAUCUAGGGGUGGUAUUUGGACCAACUUUAAUGAGGCCACAGGAAGAAACUGUAGCAGCCAUCAUGGACCUGAAGUUUCAGAAUAUCGUCGUUGAAAUCCUGAUAGAAAAUCAUGAGAAGAUUUUCAAAACCCUGCCUGAUGCCACUUUCCCUGAGCCAAUCUCUACGCCAGUGUCUCCUCCAAAUGCCCCACCAAGGCAAUCAAGAAGACAAGGACAACGUACCAAGAGGCCUCUGGCUGUUUACAAUCUCUGUCUUGAGCUGGAUGAUGGUGACAGUUACAACGUUCCCAGAGAAGACACCCCAACUGGGAGCAUGGAUUCUCUUUCUUCCCAGUCUCCGACACCUGCCUUCUCUAGUAGCCCUCUUGGGCUCCUGGAUGGAAAUCACCUUAUUAUGGAGAGCGGAGAUCUUGCAGGCUGGACAGCAAAUCU
Molecule: messenger RNA, 1904 nt
Organism: Antrostomus carolinensis (chuck-will's-widow)
Lineage: Eukaryota; Metazoa; Chordata; Aves; Caprimulgiformes; Caprimulgidae
Gene: ARHGAP10
Product: Rho GTPase activating protein 10
Exons: 20
Biological process (GO): negative regulation of apoptotic process; signal transduction; cytoskeleton organization
Cellular component (GO): cytosol; cytoplasm
Molecular function (GO): GTPase activator activity; protein binding
Source: RefSeq, a predicted model, not a curated record